This is a messenger RNA of Folsomia candida, 1481 nucleotides long. RefSeq lists its product as uncharacterized. Lineage: Eukaryota; Metazoa; Arthropoda; Collembola; Entomobryomorpha; Isotomidae. The coding region runs from base 96 to 1355 and encodes 419 amino acids. The record is from RefSeq and is a predicted model, not a curated record. The transcript has 6 exons.
AACCGAGUAAAGUUCCAUUGUCACUGCUCACUCGCUACUUCAUUUCAUUACUCGACAACAUCUAAAAUUAUCAGAUAAAGGAUUUGCCAUAAAAUAUGGAGAACGGAAACAAAGGACACGAAUUAGCCCCCUGCGUGAUCAAGUUCUCUGUAAAAGUUGACCAAUUCUCUGAAAGAUUGAGCCCUUCGGUUCAAAAGGGUGUGAAAUCGUGUCAGGUUUCCAAAUUGGAGAAGGAAUUUUCAUUCUUCAUCCCACCAACUUUUCAACGUAUCAACCAGGAUGCUAUUUCCCAAGAUUCACAAGAAGUAGCUUCCCUCAAGGAAGAAUUGGAAGAAUGGGUGUCUGAUUAUUACGGAUCGUUCAUCAAGCCUGCUUAUGGCGAGUACGUUGUCAACCACGCUGUUUCUUACGUCCUCCGAUUAUGUCCCACUUAUCCAGUCCAUUCUGCAAAAUUUCGCGUACUUUCGCACUGCUUCAUCCUCUCGACAAUAUUCGACGAUUGGCUGGACGAUACCAGGGAAAAGUCCGGAUUUUCUGACGAUAACGACAAAAGUAGUUUGGACUUAAAAAAGAUUAAAUAUUUCGAUAUGGUUCGCGAGGCAGUUGCUAAAGUAUUCAAGGAUGAAGAUUCUGACGGAAUUGACUUGGACGAAAUGGGAACACACGUCGCCAAUAUGGACAUGAUUAAGGAGCAACCAUUCAUUGUAGUGAUUGCAGAUUCGGGCAAAGAAAUUACUAAAUUUGUUAAAGCCGCAAAUCCAAAUUUGUCAAGUGGAAAGUUUAAAAAAUCUUUGAGAAUUGAAUUUGUCCGCUGUUUCGAGUCCCUCGGGUGGACCUUUGUCAAUUCGAGGGAAGGAGGAUUGGACGAGUAUUGCGUGGACACAUUUAGAUAUUUUAGGACGUUGGAAGCUGGACUCCCCAUUUAUAUGACCGUUAUCAAAAUGAUAGAAAAUAUCGAGCUACCCGAAUUUAUCCGAAUCAACCCGGUCUUCACCAGAUGGCAUGAAAUGGCCGACAAGUUGGUGGGAAUCCUGAACGAUUUGCUCGGACUUCAGAAACAACUCUUGUACGGAGAGGAGGAUGGAACACUUUUCUUCAAAGUGAGGAAAGGACUAUCCUUAAAUGAUGCGGUUGACGACGAAAUAAGAGUCCUCGAGGAAUUGGUGAAAGAUUACAUAAAAUUGCGGAAAUUUGUGCUCACAAAAUUCCCUGAUUGUAAAGAACUUCCAUGGUAUGUCGAAUUUGUGGAGGGAUGGUUGUUCGGGUCGGUGUACACUUUCAAGGACUCCAAGCAGUACGGGAUGCAGGAUCAGAUUCACGUCGAGGAGGGUGGAGUUACUCGAACGAAGAUGUAAUGUUAAAUCUCGUUUCGAGAAUUACAGAAGAUUUGAGAAAUUAUUAUUUAGAUGGCAUUACGAAUUUAUGUGCAUACUUUAAUUUUUCGUGUAAAUGAUGAUUGAAUAAAUCAGUCUUAUUACCCA